UUUUUAGAAACUACGACAUAAUAUUUUUAUACCUUAGGAACCUUUAUUUAUUUCGAACGCAGGAUCCAGAAUUGAAUCCGAUGACUGGAGGCGUAAAGCAGCGUCACCAGCUCAUGCACCCUUUACGACCGUGAUCGUAAAGUUGGGAUUGCUGAGGUCCGCAGUUGUGAGGUACAUUUCAUUAGUCCUCGAGAUGUUAGCGGAAGAGUGCAAGGCUCUUGUAUUUAUAGCUGGCUCCUCUCAGCAUUUCAAUCAGUGGAAGGCCGCAGAUUCCCAUGACGAGAUCGACUCCGGUGACAGCGAUCGAGGCGUGGGAGGAGAAAACGAUUGA
Messenger RNA from Nezara viridula (southern green stink bug), 331 nucleotides. The record is from the annotation of a GenBank genome assembly. NCBI's taxonomy places the organism in Eukaryota, Metazoa, Arthropoda, Insecta, Hemiptera, Pentatomidae.